This is a messenger RNA of Neltuma alba, 1225 nucleotides long. Its product is annotated as peroxidase 64-like. The transcript has 4 exons. NCBI's taxonomy places the organism in Eukaryota, Viridiplantae, Streptophyta, Magnoliopsida, Fabales, Fabaceae. The record is from RefSeq and is a predicted model, not a curated record. Gene Ontology annotation, molecular function: heme binding; peroxidase activity. The coding region runs from base 64 to 1014 and encodes 316 amino acids. Gene Ontology annotation, biological process: hydrogen peroxide catabolic process; response to oxidative stress.
CCACUUUAUUCAUCUUUGAUUUCCACAACCAAAAGCUGAAGAUCAUUAAGUCUUCUAGUUAAAAUGGCUGUCAUAAUUGCAGUCAUGAGCUCAAUUAUUUUGUUCUCAGCAGUUCCUUUAGGUAAUUCACUUAGCCUCAACCACUAUGAGAAGACAUGCCCUGAUCUGGAGUUCAUUGUUGCCAAGGUCGUGGGGAAAGCAGCUUCUAAGGACAAAACUGUUCCUGCAGCACUUCUUCGAAUGCACUUCCAUGAUUGUUUCAUUAGGGGAUGCGAUGCCUCAGUGCUGCUAAAAUCAAAAGGAAACAAAAAAGCAGAAAAGGAUGGGCCGCCAAAUAUUUCUUUGCACGCAUUCUAUGUCAUUGAUAAUGUGAAGAGCGAAGUAGAAAAGUCAUGCCCCGGUGUGGUCUCUUGUGCUGACAUCCUAGCACUAGCAGCAAGGGAUGCAGUUUUUCUGUCUGGAGGUCCAGCUUGGGAUGUACCUAAAGGAAGAAAGGAUGGUAGAACAUCUCUGGCCAGUGAAACCAGACAAUUGCCAGCACCCACCUUCAACAUAUCACAGUUGCUGCAGAGCUUCUCUCAAAGAGGUCUGUCGACAGAGGAUCUGGUCGCGUUGUCAGGAGGACACACUUUAGGUUUCUCUCAUUGUUCGUCCUUCCAAAACAGAAUCCACAAUUUCAAUGCUACGCACGAUGUGGAUCCUUCAUUAAAUCCGUCCUUUGCUGGAAAAUUGAAGUCAAUUUGUCCACUGAAAAAUCAGGCAAAGAAGGCUGGCACCACCAUGGACCCUUCUUCGGCUACUUUUGAUAACACAUAUUUCAAGGCAAUCCUCCAAGGGAAGAGCUUAUUUUCUUCUGACCAAGCUCUGCUUGAUACCCCAAAGACUAAGGAAUUGGUGACUAAGUUUGCUACCUCAAAAGAGGCCUUCUUCAAAUCUUUUGCCAAUUCGAUGAUCAAAAUGAGUAGCAUCAAUGGUGGGCAGGAGAUUAGGGAGAACUGCAGGGUUGUCAACUAGGAUAUCUAUCUUAGUGCUCUGUCUAAUUCAGGAUAAGCUACAAAUUUGAAAAUAAUCUGAAGGUAUGACAGCUGUAGAUCAUACCUGCAAGAUGUCAAGAAAUUGCUAAUCUCAUGAUGCUGAGAAAAGAUUUUUUUAUCUGGUUGUAAUGAAACUCAAGAUCUUUAAGAGCUAAUCUAUAAAUUGGUGAUAAUAUUUGCAUGUCUGGUCA